This is a messenger RNA of Paramecium octaurelia, 1357 nucleotides long. NCBI's taxonomy places the organism in Eukaryota, Ciliophora, Oligohymenophorea, Peniculida, Parameciidae. The record is from the annotation of a GenBank genome assembly.
AUGCUGAGAAAGAAGAGUCAAAGUAAAGGAAACACCCAAAAAUUAUAAGUAGAAGUGGACAUCAUGGUUUGAUUGUUUCUUAUUCAUCUAGGAAUAACGAAUUGUGGGACUUAAAUAAAUAUUGCAAUCUCAAAAGGAGACUACUAAAGAGAGAAUGCUAACAAGUCAGGGAUCCACAAGAUGGUCAGCAGCUUCGACUAAUGUUCCUCUUAGAAGUACGUUAGUGUAUUGCUACAAAUAGAUUAUGGGAAGCAUGUUUUAGAAAAACAUAGGGAAGUUGCAAAGACAUUCCAACAGAAGAAUAAAUUAAGCAAAGUGCCAUCCAGGCCAUCUUCUCGUUCUAGUUCACUUUCUAAAUAGAGCAAGCAAUCGGAAACUCAAUCACAAUAGAAUCAGAGCUUCUUGUCGUAGAGUCUCAACUUUGCAGGGAAGAAUUCAGCAAAUGAAAAUUUGAAACGAGCACUCCAAGUCCAAUAAUGUAAAUCUUACAGACUUAUAUUAGUUAGAAUACUCUAAUGAAGUUGUCAAAUUCCUCAAUUCCAUUAAUCUUGAUAAACAUGCAGGAGUAAUACUUGAAAAUGGAUUUGAAGAGAUGGAGCUUUUAAAGGAAAUAUCGGUAGAUCAUCUCAAAGACAUGAACAUACCUCCCAUGGAUGCCAGGAAGCUAUUGAACCGAGUGCAAAAACUAGUGGAAACAGAGUAAAGACAACUACUUCAAUCUUAAAAAUAAGCUUAACGUUUAAAAGAAUCCUAAAGCCACAUAAAAGAGAUUGCUAACUCGGAAAUCUAUGAUGAGGAGGAACAACACAGAUUGUUUUAGGAAGCAGUUAUGGAAUACAGACAGUAAUAGAAAUAAUAGAAAGAAUUGAAGGAAUAAGCAAUACAGCAUACAGAAGAAAUAAUAAUUGAAGAUGAAUCAUUAGGUUACAUAUCAAGUAAAUAGAAUAAAAAAGAAGAAUAAUAAAGAAAUAAAAUGAAGUUCCUCUUAUCAGGUGCAAACGAAUGGAAAAUGUUUGAUGUUGAUUAUGAUUAAACUUAAGGGACUGAUUAACAGCCUGUUAUAAUUGAUAAAACCUCUUGCUACUAAUGUUAUAGAUUAUUCGACUAAAAAUUCUCCAUUGGCAAUAAUGGCAAAGAAUUUUGUUCAAAUUAGUGCCUUGAAUCUUACAAACUAUAAAACUUAGUAAUAAAUUAUUGUGAUUUUUAGUAUCUCUGUCGAUCUCAGUCAUGUGCUAAACAAAUUGAUAUUGCUUAAGCGUAUUAUGAAAUUGGCUAAUGGUUCUGUAAUUAAGACUGCUUUAAAUAAUAUUAAUGGGAAAGUGUCAACAUCAGAGGUAGAACCCACAUUAGUUUAUGA